AUGGUCGGCAAGGACUGUGUCGCAAUAGCCUGCGAUCUCCGUCUCGGCCUCCAAGCCCUCACCGUCUCCAACAACUUCCCCAAAAUCUUCCAGUACGGCGACGUCUUCCUCGGUCUCACCGGCCUCGCCACCGACGUCACGACCGUCGGCGACCUCUUCCGCUACAAGGUCAACAUGUACCGCCUCCGCGAGGAGCGCAACAUCGCCCCGACCACCUUCGCCAACCUCGUCAGCUCCUCCCUCUACGAGCGCCGCUUCGGCCCGUACUUCGUCUCCCCCGUCGUCGCCGGCCUUGACCCCAAGACGGGCAAGCCCUUCAUCUGCGGCUUCGACAGCAUCGGCUGCAUCGACUUCGCCAAGGACUUCAUCGUCUCUGGUACGGCGUCUGAACAGCUGUUCGGCAUGUGCGAGAGCUUAUGGGAGCCGGAUCUGGGCCCUGAUGAGCUCUUCGAAACCAUCUCCCAGUCGCUUCUGAACGCCGUUGACCGAGAUGCACUAUCCGGAUGGGGAGCGCACGUGUACAUUAUUGAGAAGGACAAGGUCACCAAGAGACUGCUCAAGGGCAGACAAGACUAA
Molecule: messenger RNA, 576 nt
Organism: Colletotrichum lupini
Lineage: Eukaryota; Fungi; Ascomycota; Sordariomycetes; Glomerellales; Glomerellaceae
Product: proteasome component PUP3
Exons: 2
Coding region: 1-576 (191 amino acids)
Biological process (GO): proteasome-mediated ubiquitin-dependent protein catabolic process
Cellular component (GO): proteasome core complex; proteasome core complex, beta-subunit complex
Source: RefSeq, a predicted model, not a curated record